UUCUAACACUGGAGAAUUGCGAUUGGAGUUGAUCAGCAUAAAAUUAUUAUUGUUGUCAAAGAAAUAGGAAAGAAAAUCCAGAAGUUGACGUCCUCCCUUACGUGUAGAAACCACAGGUCUCCUGCAUAAACUUAAAGAACACUGUCCACGUUCACGCUUCAUCACUCAGCAGCAGCCAUCUUACUGCCCACUGCCCACUGAGCAAUACAAAUACAUAUAUAUAUAUAUAUAUAUACACAGAGAGAGAGAGAGAGAGAGAGAGAUGGGUUGGGGUGGGAUAUUGGGUUUUGAGUAUGGAAUUGUUCAAGCACCAUUGGGACCUGAUAUUUCUGGACCCGAGCUUGUUGCUGCUGUUGCUAAUGCUGGGGGACUUGGUUUCCUCAGAGCCCCUGAUUGGGAGUCACCACAUUACCUGCGGGAGCUCAUAAGGAAGACUCGAAGCAUAACUGACAAACCGUUUGGGGUUGGUGUUGUUCUGGCAUUUCCGCAUGAGAAAAAUAUACAAGUCAUUUUGGAUGAAAAGGUAGCAGUGCUGCAGGUUUACUGGGGUGAAUGUUCAGAGGAGCUUGUGUUGAAAGCUCAUCAGUUAGGGGUUAAGGUUGUUCCUCAAGUUUAUCAGAAUUGUUCUGUUUGCUUUCCACUCUCAAAGGUUGGUAGCUUGGAGGAAGCGAAUAAAGCAAUAUAUGCUGGUGUAGAUGCAAUUAUUGUUCAAGGGCGUGAAGCAGGAGGGCAUGUGAUCAGUCAGGAUGCUUUGAUUUCAUUGUUGCCAAAGGUAGCUGAUCUUGUUGGAGAUCGAGAUAUACCUGUUAUCGCGGCCGGUGGUAUAGUGGAUGCCCGUGGAUAUGUUGCUGCUCUGGCCCUUGGUGCUCAGGGGGUCUGCCUAGGCACUAGGUUUCUUGCAACUCAGGAAAGCCGUGCUCAUCCCACAUACAAGAGGAAGCUUGUUGAAUUUGACAGAACUGAGUACACAGAUGUAUUCGGGCGUGCAAGGUGGCCUGGAGCGCCGCAUCGCGUUCUGCAUACACCGUUCUUCAAUGAUUGGAAAUCUCUUCCUCCUCAUCAGAAUGAAGCGGAUCAGCCUAUCAUUGGUCAUUCGACAAUACAUGAUAGGGAAAUAGAAAUUCGUCGUCUUGCCGGUACUGUUCCAAAUGUGACUGCAACUGGUGACAUUGAAAGCAUGGUGAUGUACGCUGGCCAAAGUGUAGGCCUCAUCAAGGAAAUUUUACCUGCAGGGGAGGCGGUAAAGAGGCUAGUUGAAGAGGCUCAACUUCUGAUAAAGCACAAGUUCAAUGAUAUAUUGUUGUAACUCACAGCUGAGCCAGAUGACUUCCACACUGUAGAAUUAAUAGAGUUCGUCUGCUGUGGUCAACUAAGUUUGUUGAUGGAUGACUUUCUCUUGCCUGUACUUUAGAUUAAAUUAAUGGUGUGUUUACUAAUCAGGAAUUGGAAUUCUCAUCAAGAAUUAAAUUCCAUCUAUGGAGGAUUCCUGUGUUUACUUCA
This is a messenger RNA of Prunus avium (sweet cherry), 1500 nucleotides long. RefSeq lists its product as uncharacterized. Gene Ontology annotation, molecular function: nitronate monooxygenase activity. Lineage: Eukaryota; Viridiplantae; Streptophyta; Magnoliopsida; Rosales; Rosaceae. The record is from RefSeq and is a predicted model, not a curated record.